Messenger RNA from Diachasmimorpha longicaudata, 3369 nucleotides. RefSeq names its product wolframin (gene wfs1). Gene Ontology annotation, molecular function: protein binding. Gene Ontology annotation, cellular component: endoplasmic reticulum membrane. Gene Ontology annotation, biological process: endoplasmic reticulum unfolded protein response; calcium ion homeostasis. The record is from RefSeq and is a predicted model, not a curated record. The transcript is spliced from 3 exons. Lineage: Eukaryota; Metazoa; Arthropoda; Insecta; Hymenoptera; Braconidae. Bases 138 to 2687 code for a protein of 849 amino acids.
UAACCUCUCAGUAAUACCAUUACCUUUGAGAUUCGAUUGACACUUGUCGCUGGCAAUUGUCCCCUGAUUUACUUCGAAUCAUUCAGAAAUCCCCGAAUGAAGUUUUUCACGAGUGUUGCAUGAAUUGACACUUGGAAAUGGCAGGAGUCGUGCCAUUGUCCGGUAAAACCGUGCGAAAACAGUGGUUCUCUCAUGACGGACCCAGGGGCUCUCUCAGAGGCUUGAGGUCUCAACUCGCCGAGGAUGGUUGUGCGGAGUCUCAAGUUGUCCUCGGAAAACGACUGCUGGAGGAACGCAGCGAGCGCGACGUAGACAAAGAGGAGAACGCAAAGCUCGGUGUGUACUGGCUCACAAAGGCCUCCGAGCAGGGCAACAUUGAGGCAACGGAAAUCCUUAAAAAAUGCCUGGAAACAGGUCACGGGAUAACCGAGCACAACUACUACGACGCAAAGAGUUGCCUCGAGAUGCCGCAGGAUGAGAAGCUCGCGAGACGUGCGGCGCGUGAAUUAUUCUCGAGUCUCUCAAACGGUGAGGACUUUGUCACGAUGGACCAGCUGAGGCGGCAAUUGCGUGCAAUCCGUGACAGGCAACGAAGGGAUUCCGACGAGGACUCCCUCCACUCUGAGGGCACCUCCGAGAGCAGCGGAGGCGACGAGACAAGCCACAAAUCACUGGAGUAUCCCGAGAGCUUUGAUCAUCAGGGUGAAAAGAUAACUGAAGCAGCACUCGUCUCCGCAGCGACCAGCUACGCCCGUGGCCUGCUCCCGACAGUGUCAAGAGCUCUCUGCCUGGUGAACCAGACUCGGAUGGAGCUUGAGAAUGUGCCAUUACUACAGCGACCAUUUGUCCACCCCCUGGAAUCCCUCAAGUGGCUUUGGGAGUGGAUUGUCGAGAGAAUUGGAAGACGCGGUGGAACGUACGCUAAGUCCUUCUUCACCUCUAACCUCCAGACCCUAAUUCUCCUCAUCAUUUACUCUCUCUUCGGUACUGAGAGUCUAGUCCUCUUUGUGCCAAUGAUCAUCUACUACCUCUCGUUCAUCGUCAUGGUGGUGGCGACAUUUCAGAUGCUCCAGAGCAAACGUGAACUCCACGAUUUUCGUAACUGGUCUGGUCUCUUCAUCAGCUACUCAGGGGGAAAUCUCAAUGCUGAUGAGGCUGAGUAUCAGUUCUGCAGGAAUAAUCUCAAACCCUAUGGCCACUUUUUCCUCGCCCUUUUGGUGAAUCUUAUGAUCUACCCCAUUAUCGCACACCAGUGGACUCCCCAAUCUGAAUUUACGAUCAUCGCUUUUGUUCUCACUUUGGCAACUCUUUACAACUUCGGUUGGAAGGACUCAUCGAAGCUUCCAGACUUUCUGGCGCUCAUCAGCUUUGCUGUACAUGUACUCGCUAAGUAUCCAUACGAAACUGACAUAGUCGUCGCUCAGACCUGGAGAUUCCUCGACAUAAGGGUUCCCACGUUUGCUUCCUACGUCGUUGGAAAUGGCAUUGAAUUCUGCUUGAAUUUCCGGGCUGUUUUUUACCUCCUGAUUCCUGGAGUCUUUGCUAAGAUGGCGGGGAGGGACAGUUGGAAAGGCACUUACAGGACACUCAUACCCCACUGCGUCACCCUCAGCUGGUGGCAGAUCGCCAUUCUGAGCUCUCAAGGAGCCACUUGGUAUGGAUUGAUCAGGGGGGCUUUGGCACUUGUUGGAAUGGUUCUCUUUUUACCCAUCGCUGGACUUGCUUCGGUUCUUCUGCCCAUUGUAGCUGCUGCCAGGUAUCUGUCGGACAGUGAUGUUGCCAUGAAAGUUGGAAUUACUGUGGCUGUGGGGGGGCUACCGUUCUUUGCUGCAUGGUACCUGAAGAAAAUCAGGGGCUCCAGGUUCAAUUGGAUCAUCACGUACGUUCAGGUGUUUCUGGGGGCUCUUGCUGGAAUUUUUCUCUGUUGGCCUGUCAUCCUUGAGUAUAAGAGUAUGGAGAGCAGUGAGGGGAUUGCGGGGAUUCCUGGGGCAUCCAUGCUCACGUGGGAGCAGUACCAGAAUCACUGUCAUCAGCCCGCCUGGGAAGAACUUUCGUCAAAGGCUCAGGUGCAGGUGCAGUGUGCACAGCUGGAGGGCAUCAAUGUCUCCUGGGAGGGAUAUGUUACCAAUGUGAGGGUGAAGACUGUUGAGAACAGCAUUGCUGGGCUGCUGAGGAGGCUCCCUGAGGGCAUCGAGGACAGACUCAGUUGCGUCUUCGGAGAACCGGUAGGUGAGCAUCUCUGUCGAGGGGGGGAUAUCAACAAGAGCACCUGCGAUAUGAUCAGAAAGACGCAGGCCAGGAAGUGCCUGGUUACCAACUGGAACCGAUACCACUUCGAGAUCUAUGUGAAGAUGAAGAAUGGACUCUGGGGAAGCAAUGCAGAGAUCGUUCUCCAGGCCGAUCACUCGUUUAUGAAUUUCAGUUUGAAUAUUUAUCCUGGAGAUAAGAUACAGUUCUCUGGGACCCUCUCGAAUGACGGGGCAGAGGGGGAGGCGUUACUAGGGGGAGCCAAACCUCGGGUUAGACUCGAGGAGGUCUCCUGCAGUGCUUGUCAUGUGAUUCAUCUUCAAGCGACCAAACGAGAGAGGGGGAGCAGGAUCUCUAUUGGGGUCGUUACUCGGACAUUUGUUCUCGGGAUCAAGACUGUUUUGAAUUUCGUAUUGAAUCCUUUAGUCGUUUUCAAGUGAUGGAGACAUUAGUGAUGUCGGAAGAAAUCGGGAAAAGUACAUCUAACAAAUUAACAACUCUGAAUUUUUUCCGUAAAAUGUCAUUUAUCGAAACUCGAUUUUAAUGCAGGAAAUCUCUCCUAUUCAAUGUAGAUCAUGUAUUGUCGUUGUGAGCUAUCUCCCCUGUAGCAUGACACACAUCACCCUUAAUUACUUAAUUAAUCAUCCAGUACCUCACUAGAUUGGCACAUGUUCAUAGUAUGUGCGUAAAAUAUUUUUCUUACUUGUAAUUAGUUUAUAAAAAAAGAUGAAAAAAACUAGGUGCUAUCGAUGUUUAUGUAGCUGUCUGGAUUAAUGAAUUGACAUGAGUAAAGUUGAAAAAUUCAUUCCAGAGUCGAAUGUGCCUUGUAAGAAUGGGAGAGUUAAGUGAAUAAAAAUAGUAUUAUUUUUCCCGCUGGUAAUCCCAAGUGGAUUUUCGAUCCAACGUAGAAAACCAUUUCGAUGUGCCAAUCUUAGAUCUCGUGAUUGAGUCAAGAGUCUAAGAAUUAGUCAUAUAUUUUUUAUUAUUUUUAGGUGAAAAUUUCAGUGAAAACUUUAGUGCAGUCUGAUGUAACUAUUGAUUACGGUUUAUUUCGAAAUCACAUGACAUUUGUAAAUGAAGGAUUAUUUUUAUAUUCACGAAAUAUAUUUUCAUUUCGAACAA